Mycena citricolor is the source of this 2681-nucleotide messenger RNA. NCBI's taxonomy places the organism in Eukaryota, Fungi, Basidiomycota, Agaricomycetes, Agaricales, Mycenaceae. The record is from the annotation of a GenBank genome assembly.
AUGACGGACACGACAACCGCGCCUCCUGUUGAGACUCCCGUCCCUCCCCCACCUCCACCAUCCAACAACGCGCCUCCCAAACGAAAGUCCGGAAAGCGCAGAGCGGAGGAGGGCCUCGUUGCGGACAAAUCUGGCGCGGGAUGGAAGCCCGUCGUGUGGCCUAUGGUUGCUGAGGCCGUCAACAAGGUUGGCGGACCUGGAGGUGCGAAGACGACGCAAUGUACGGCGUACUUUCUCGCAUCAGCUGUAACCGCCGUGUUAUUCUUGGCGCCAUCGAGCAUCAUCUUCCCAUGGCAUCACCUAUCAAGCACGACAGUCUACACUUUCUGCGAGACACAGGCAGACAUGAGCGGCGAUAUAACGGGAUCCCAGUGGGAGAGGACUCUUCUGCGUGCCUUGGAAGAACAGACGAGUAUAUUGAGGCGCUUCGAGGCUCGACAGGCCGGCGACACAGGCGAGCUCUGUCGCCCGUUCAUCGUGACGACGCCUAGCUUACGCGCCAUCAUCAUAGACCCGUCGUCCCAGCCCAUUCCGCAGGUGUCGGCUACGAGCAAUAGCACAUGGGGAGCGAUGCUACGUACAGCCAUCGGUGAUACGAUUCAACCGCAAGUGGAUCGAUGGCGCAGCGGGAUCGAUGCUCUGCUGGUAUUCAUCGGUUUGUUUUCUGCCGUUGUCACCACCUUUCUUGUGGGGUCUCUGCCCAGUCUUCAACAAAGCGAUACAGCACGGACGAACGAGCUAUUAGCCAAUCUCACCAACAUCAUCAUCCAGUUGAACUCCGGGACUCAAGCCUCCUCUCUGAUUUUCCCCAGUGCUACUCUCUUCACUCCCGACGAGGUCAACAUUAGAGUCAAUUCGUACUGGACCAUAUCACUAGUUCUGAGCUUGUCACUGGCUGCGCUGGCUGUGGCUUGCCGUGGUAUCCUCAAUCAAGUCACCCUCUCUCGUCGCAAGCAGACCACCGAAAAGCUCAUCGAGAUCCAGAACCGAUGGAAAGCCGCCGACAUUGUGCUGGGCCCGGCAGUUGACAUGCUACCCUUGUUUCUCGUGUUCCCAGUCGUUUUGUUCGUGCUGGGGUUAAUCGACACUGUCGUGGCGGCUGGCACUGCGCUACAUAUUGCGCCAAUCCCGCUAUUUGCUGCAGUCGCUAUCUCUCUAUCCUGUGUCACCGCAGUAUUGGCGUUCUUUGCCAAGACAAUAUUGCAUCCGGGCCUUCGACCUUCCGAGUGGCCUUUCCAGUCACAAUUGACCACAGCUUGGCAUAUGGUCUUUCCGCCUGAACAACCUGUCAUCGGCGAGGGAGAUCAUGCUGCUCAGGUUAUCAAGCAGGUCUACCACGAAACGGUGCAGACUAUCUAUGACGAUCAGGCGCUGGACAAGGCAGCGAGCUGUGUAUCGAGCCAUAUUGGACAUUACGAAGUCAAAACCGGUCUUUUGUUCCCGGGUCUUCAGGUGUGGGAGACAGAAGUGAAGACUCUUGCACAUUUGCUUCUCCCUGAGGCGAGCCUCCGAUGCAACUCGACAGCCGCUCAUGUCAUCAUCGAAAACUGGUCUCUUUUCGGCCAAUUUUCUGAGGAGCUGCCGUACUCCGAUUUUCCGCCACAAAUGACGCUUAUGGAGCCUCUGACAGAGGCGGCUCGUCGCUCGUUGCGGACGUUGCCGAAGAAGAACCUUUGGUUUUCGAUUUAUCUCAAGGCGAUAGCAGUCAUCUGCCGCAAUUAUCAUCCUCACCACCCCCCGGUCCCAUGUCUAAUCGGCGCGAAUCCGCGCAUCCGUAGUCCAGAGGUGGACUACCUGCUCCGUGGUGUUUUGUUCGAUCACCUACGUCAUGUGCAGCCGGAGAGUGCCUGGACUGCUGACGAGGUAAACCUCUUUGUGCCGGAUCAUAUCGACACGAGUAACGUUCUGCGCUUCAUCUUCUCUCUGCGUGAUCCUGAUGAAGUCGUCAUUUUGGCCUCGCUGCUGAUGAGGGCCAAGACACCAGGGCAAGUGCUCAGCAUUGCAGUCCAACCCGAGUUCUGUACGGACUCGACCGUAUAUUCCCACCUCGUCGCAAGCUGGGUUCUACAGGCGUUCCAGAGCUUACCGGAACCUCUGCGCAACCUACCGGCAGAAAGGAAGUCUACGUUGAAACAACUGUGCUUCUUCUGCAUUCGCACAACCAAGGAAAUGCAUUGGGCGGCACUCUAUACACACCAUCUUCGCGUUCUGGAGAGUGCAUUGUCUAGCCUUCCCGCCCAGUCCGGGAUCCUGGACAGAUUGAUGCAGGAAGCUGGCUUGGAGAAAACGACUUUUCCUCCGCGCAUCUCCGCCGCUCCCCCGCACAGAUCUGCUAUACGAUCAUCUUCAACCUUACCCCCGGAGGCGAUUCCCUUCCCCAGCCCCAUUCGACGCCUAAAAUCAUUCGUCGCCUCGCCUGCUGGGCAUAACGCGUUGUGGAUUCCUCCCCCCGCGAGCGAAUCGGACGAAAGCACAGCGGAUAACUUCCAAGACAUAUUGGGAAUGUACACAGUGCCCGAAUAGAUUCAAUGGACCCGAGCACAGCUCUCGUUGUUUUUCUGUAGCUACAUGUACUCUGCUGGAAUAUCUAAUGGGUUUCGAAGUGCAUUCUCCUUUGAGUCAUUCUACCUGGAGUACAAGUCUGCGGGGGAGAAGGAUCUUGCUCAAUAUAUAGGUUGUCU